CUACUGGUAAGAUUUUCCCAUGUCAUCCACCCCUGCUAUCAGUUGGUGGUGCAGUCCAUGGACAGAGCGAUAGUGGGAAUGAGAUGGCCUGCUCAUUUUCCAGCAUGUUCUCUUGGAGACUGUAGGAGGUCCACUGUGGAUGCAGCUGAUACUUUAUUGAAGACAGCUAUGGCACAACACCAAACAAAUCCUGCUCUGUAUUCAGUACAUUAUGCGUUUCCUGCAACCAGAAUUUCAGCAUCUCCUAGUUUAUAUGAAUAUUUGCAUUCAGGACUGUGGCAUUUUAUUUAACUACUUGUUUCUUUGUUUGAAGAGUGAGCUCCAUAUCCACAUAUGGUAUGGAACAAUAGAAAUGGCCUAUUUUGACACAUUUGUCUUUUAAAAGUUACUAAAAAGUAAACCAACAUUACUAUCAGCUAUGUUUCUAUUACUUGGAAGAGAAUCAUUGGGAUUACUGAGCUUCAGCCUGAAAAAAACUCCUGAACUUUUUGACUUGGCUAUCUUGAUUUCCAAGCAUGUCUUUGUGCUCUCAUAUCUCCCUGCCCAAUCCCUGCUUAUGCCAUAGAGUGUUGGUAGCAGACCUAGAACUUUGUGGCCUUGUACCCAGCACAGCAGAGUGAACUCUUCUUCCUGACACUUGAGCACCCCUCAACAACUGGGCACUAACUGUGCAUUUCCGCUGGAAAUAAUGCCUCAGUCCCUUUCCAGCAGCUGCAAGUUUUAAAAAAAGAGAGAUAGCUAUUGGAUGUAUUGAAUCCAAACCCAUCUUAUUAAAGCACAUUUACUUGGAUUAUUUUUCCACACUCAAUAGCAACACUGGAAAGAGAAGUUAUUCUUGAUUGUGUCUUUGAAUCUUUGCCACAUGUAGAAGACUGAGAGUUGUCUAAAAUGGCUGCACGGUGGAGACAAAGGACAAACGCGCUGGUUGUGACUCUCGGAGUGCUGCACUGCUGGGGAUUGGGGUCCUGUUAUGAUGAGAGGACUAGUGUUUUCUCAGAGGACAAAUCACUUGAAAAAGGCCCAGUGACCCGUGAAAGAGUGAAGAGAGGAUGGGUGUGGAACCAGUUCUUUGUGGUGGAAGAGUACACAGGAACAGAGCCACUUUAUGUUGGAAAGAUCCACUCAGACUCAGAUGAAGGUGAUGGCUCCAUCAAGUACACCAUAUCUGGUGAAGGUGCAGGAACUAUCUUUAUCAUUGAUGAGGUCACAGGGGACAUUCACGCCACUGAGAAGUUGGACCGUGAGGAGAAAGCCUUCUACACAUUACGAGCACAGGCUCGAGACCGCCAGAGUGAUGCCCCACUCGAACCCGAGUCCGAGUUUGUCAUCAAGGUCCAGGAUAUCAAUGACAGUGAGCCCAAAUUCCUGGAGGGGCCAUACAUCGGAAGUGUGGCUGAGCUGUCUCCUAUCGGUACAUCAGUAAUGAAAGUGAUGGCCUCAGACGCAGAUGACCCAACCUACGGGAGCAGUGCCAGGAUAGUGUACAGUGUUUUGGACGGAGAAAAUUUCUUCACUGUUGAUAGACAGACUGGAGUGAUUCGGACAGCCGUAGCAGACCUUGAUAGGGAGACGCAGGACCGUUAUGAGCUAGUUGUCAAGGCAACAGACAUGGCAGGCCAAAUGGGUGGUCUCUCCGGCUCCACCACGGUGACCAUAGUGAUCACGGAUGUUAAUGACAACCCUCCACGUUUCCCUCAGAAGAUGUGUCAGUUUUCAGUUCCAGAAGGGAUGGCAGUGGGCACAUCGGUGGGUCGGGUGAUGGCCAUGGAUGCAGACAUGGGCAAGAACACGGACAUGAGCUACUUGAUUAAAGACGAGGAAGGAGGAGAGCUCUUCAGAGUCUCCACUGACACCGACACACAAGAAGCCAUCAUCAUCAUCAAGAAGCCUCUGGACUAUGAGAAGAAACGCACCCAUAAUGUGGUGGUGGAGGCGGUGAAUAAGCAUGUGGAUCCACGCUUCGUGGACCUGGGCUCUUUCCGGGACCAGACCAUUGUCAGAGUCAGUGUGUCAGAUGUGGAUGAACCUCCAGUCUUCUUUCCACCCACCGGAGCUAUUAUGGAAGUACAGGAGGAUGCCAAGCAAGGGGCUCUUGUGGGCUUUGUUACAGCCAGGGACCCAGAUGUGGACAAUGUCCCUCUUAGAUACUCAAUAGAUCAGAGCACAGAUCAGGAGCAAAUCUUUAACAUUGACGCAGUGACUGGUGCAAUCACCCUGGGGAAGAUCUUGGACAGGGAGACGGCGGGCUGGCACAACAUCACAGUGACAGCCGUAGAAGCAGAUAACCAGUCCAUGGCUUCUCAGACUUCAGUUAGCAUCCGUAUUCUGGAUGUGAAUGACAACCCACCUGAGCUGGCCACCCCAUAUGAAGCCUCCAUCUGUGAAGAUGCAAAAUCUGGCCAGCAUGACUGA
This is a messenger RNA of Ictalurus furcatus (blue catfish), 2412 nucleotides long. RefSeq names its product cadherin-22 (gene cdh22). The coding region runs from base 889 to 2412 and encodes 507 amino acids. Gene Ontology annotation, molecular function: calcium ion binding; cadherin binding. Gene Ontology annotation, biological process: multicellular organism development; cell-cell junction assembly; homophilic cell-cell adhesion. Lineage: Eukaryota; Metazoa; Chordata; Actinopteri; Siluriformes; Ictaluridae. Gene Ontology annotation, cellular component: adherens junction; plasma membrane; catenin complex. The transcript is spliced from 10 exons. The record is from RefSeq and is a predicted model, not a curated record.